Molecule: messenger RNA, 2386 nt
Organism: Manis pentadactyla (Chinese pangolin)
Lineage: Eukaryota; Metazoa; Chordata; Mammalia; Pholidota; Manidae
Gene: ZNF383
Product: zinc finger protein 383
Exons: 5
Coding region: 358-2046 (562 amino acids)
Biological process (GO): regulation of DNA-templated transcription
Source: RefSeq, a predicted model, not a curated record
UGGCACAUAGGUUCCACCUGAUGUCAUUAUGCUUGACUUCUCGUCUCUUCAUGGAAGCUCCUUCUCUAAACGUUAUCCUUCAAGAUAAACUCCUGGUCUCCCUGAAAGGACUGCAGGCAAGUUCAGCGCAGGUCUUCUGAGACAAUCUUCCUGGGCGGGUACCUCACGCUUUCCGGUCUAGACUACAUUUCCCAGAAGAACUUGCGAAUCCAGCGACCUUUUCUAUUUCUCAGGCAACAUGGCUCCCUGGAAUUGGCACGGUCCGUGGAGGAAGCUUGUCUCCAGGACGUGGGGCCUGCACUCGUGUGGGAGCCUUACCCAGAGACUGCAUGUUGAUCUCGAAGAUUCCUGGCAGGGAUGCAAGGAUGUCGGCUUGGCCCAGCCUGUGCACCAGCAGGAAAACCGGAGGUCGGGGCGCCGUCUUGCCCCAGCGGAUCCGGCUUCAAACUACAUUUCCCAGGAGCGCCCCCCGAGGACCCGGGCUGCCUUUUCACUUGCCUGCGGGACGCUCGGCCUCCGGAGAAGAAGUGCAAAGUGAGCGGCCUAGGUACUGGGUUUCCGACUAGGUUGUUCCGGCUCGUCCCUGGGAGUCUGCAGGAACUGUCUGGCCGGGUCUGGAGUCUCCGCCCUGUCUCUGCUCUUCUCAGAAGGGUCCCCAGAGGAAGGAGGAGGAAUGGCUGUUGGCCAAACCAAAUACAAGGAAAACAGCCCCAAAGAGGACUGAUCCUCUCCUGCAAUACUGACAGUCAUGGCCCAGGACUUAACAUUCCUAAGCCUCAAGUUAUCUCCUUAUUGGAACAAGGGAAAGAGCCCUGGAUGGUUGGCAGAGAGCUGACUAGAGGACUGUGUUCAGAUCUGGAAUCAAUGUGUGAAACCAAGUUAUUAUCUCUAAAAAAGGAAGUUUAUGAAAUAGAAUCAUGCCAGAGGGAGUUAAUGGGACUUACAAAUCAUGGUCUUGAGUACUCCAAUUUUAGAGAUGUUUUGGAAUGUAGAAGCCACUUUGAAAGACAACUAGGGUAUCAAAAUGGGCAUAUCAGCCAAGAAGUACUAACUCAUGAAGCACCUACAUUUAUUCAACAGACAUUCCUUACACCUCAUCAGAUAACUAAAAAUGAAGAAAAACCCUAUGAAUGUAAGAAAUGUAGAAAAGUCUUUAGUCAUAAUUCACAAUUUAUUCAACAUCAGAGAAUUCAUAUUGGUGAGAAAUCUUAUGAAUGUAAAGAGUGUGGGAAAUUUUUUAGUUGUGGCUCACAUGUUACUCGACAUCUUAAAAUUCAUACUGGUGAAAAGCCCUUUGAAUGUAAGGAAUGUGGAAAAGCCUUCAGUUACAGUUCAUACCUUUCUCAACAUCAGAGAAUUCAUACUGGUAAGAAACCCUAUGAAUGUAAGGAAUGUGGAAAGGCCUUUAGUUAUUACUCAAAUCUUAUGGACCAUCAGAGAAUUCACUCUGGUGAAAAGCCCUAUGAAUGUAAAGUAUGUGGGAAAGCCUUUACUAAGAGCUCACAACGUUUUCAACAUGUGCGAGUUCAUACAGGUGAAAAGCCAUAUGAAUGUAAGGAAUGUGGCAGAGCUUUUACUCAGAGCUCAAAGCUUGUUCAGCAUCAGAGAAUUCAUACUGGUGAGAAACCUUAUGAGUGCAAGGAAUGUGGCAAAGCUUUUAGUUAUGCCUCAGCACUUACUAAUCAUCAGAGGAUUCAUACUGGGGAGAAACCCUAUGAUUGUAAGGAAUGUGGGAAGGCUUUUACUCAGAGUUCACAACUUCUUCAUCAUCAGAGAAUUCAUGCUGGUGAGAAACCCUUCGAAUGUCUUCAAUGUGGGAAGGCCUUCACUCAGAACUCCCAACUUCUUCAACAUCAGAGAAUUCAUACAGACGAAAAGCCAUAUGAAUGUAGUGAAUGUGGAAAGGCCUUUAAUAAAUGCUCAAACCUUACUCGACAUCUGCGAAUUCAUACAGGUGAAAAGCUCUAUAACUGUAAAGAAUGUGGAAAGGCAUUUAGUAGUGGUUCGAAUCUCAUUCGUCAUCAGGGAAUUCAUACUGAUGAAUAAUAAAGGUUAAAGCUCUUGUCAUCUUCCUUACACUUUAAACAACAACAAAAAAUAACUAUUUUUUGCUUAUUUUACAUUUUUUAAUUCAGAUGUAAAUUAAGUUUGCCUGUUCCCCCACUCCCAAACCUUAUACUAAUGGCAGUUGUUGAAAUAAUUAUCAUCUCCUUUGUUUUGGUCUAUCUUCUUUGUGAUGUUAUAUUCUUGUUUAUAUAUUUGCUUGUGUUUCAGGGCUGUCUUUUCUUUGAUCUGUAUAUUUGUGCUUACACCAACUUCACCCUGUUAAAUUGUGUGACUUUGUAUUUUUUAAUUCUUUGUUGAAAUUAUAACUUUGUUUUUGAAA